UGAAGAUACUUACUCUUCACUCUUCUGUUUUUCAAGAUAACAGGGUAGAGAGCAAAGAUGGUCGAGGCUUUCUGUGCUACCUGGAAGCUGACAGAUAGUAAGAAUUUUGACGAGUAUAUGAAAGCCCUAGGAGUUGGUUUUGCCACUAGGCAGGUGGGCAAUGUAACCAAACCAACAGUGAUCAUCAGUCAGGAGGGGGACAACGUGGUGAUCAAAACUCAAAGCACUUUUAAAAACACAGAGAUUAGUUUCCACCUGGGAGAAGAAUUUGAUGAAACCACUGCAGAUGACAGAAAUUGUAAGUCAGUUGUUAGCCUGGAUGGAGACAAACUCAUUCAUGUACAAAAAUGGGAUGGCAAAGAAACAAACUUCAUAAGAGAAAUUAAAGAUGGCAAAAUGGUUAUGACUCUUACUUUUGGUGACGUGGUUGCUAUUCGCCACUAUGAAAAGGCAUAGGAAGAUACCUCAUCUGCAGUUGAAUAUGGGAUCUAAUUUUUCUAUUUACUCAAGUUGCAGUGCUAUACUGUUAUUCCAGUAGGCAACUGAUCACC
This is a messenger RNA of Suncus etruscus (white-toothed pygmy shrew), 551 nucleotides long. RefSeq names its product fatty acid binding protein 7 (gene FABP7). The transcript has 4 exons. The coding region runs from base 58 to 456 and encodes 132 amino acids. NCBI's taxonomy places the organism in Eukaryota, Metazoa, Chordata, Mammalia, Eulipotyphla, Soricidae. The record is from RefSeq and is a predicted model, not a curated record. Gene Ontology annotation, cellular component: cytosol; nucleus. Gene Ontology annotation, biological process: fatty acid transport. Gene Ontology annotation, molecular function: fatty acid binding.